GAAGAAAUCCUCAACACAUUACGAUGUCCACGUCUUCAACUAAUUCUGGCGCUGAAGGUGGGGCGAAGCGCUUCAGCCGCCAACAGAUCAUCCAACACGUAAAGAAAAGCCUUCUGUACACCGCCUUCGACGUCAAGUGGGUUCCACAAAGCGCGUCCUUCACGGUGGUCGGGCAGUACCCCAACAACCACGGCGCCCUCUCCAUCUAUCGCCUCGACCACGGCGAGCUGCAGACGACGGCGGAGCUGCGACUGCCGCACCCGCUGAAGUGCUGCACCUUUGGGCAAAACGCAGGUCUUGGCAGCAGUAGCACAAACACGGCCGCCGCCGGCAGCGCUCCUCAGGUGGCGACUGGCGACUUCGCUGGCAGCCUGCGUGUCUUCGAUGUCACCCGCCUCGCGGCCGUCGAUACGCCCGUGAAGCACGCGCUGAGUGAUGUGGAAGCGGCCUCGCUGUUCCACAUUCCACACGCGCACGAGAGCAUCAUCAACGCCAUCGACGGCGCACACUACGCAGGGCCUCCGGAGUUGGUGACGGGCAGCCGCGACGGCGCCGUCAAGGUGUGGGAUACCCGCCAAUCGACCAAGCCGGUCGUAGCGCUGAACCCGGCCGACCCAGCCCGCGCGCGCGAUUGCUGGACGGUGCGCUUCGGCAACAGCUUCGACCCAGACGAGCGCGUCGUCGCCGCCGGCUACGACAACGGCGACGUCAAAAUUUUUGACCUGCGCACCCAAAAGAUGCUGCACGAGAUGCAGGUGAGCAACGGCGUCUGCGACCUAGAGUUUGACCGGCCGGACAUUGCCAUGAACAAACUGAUUGUGUCGUCGCUGGAGGGACGUGUGCGGUGCUACGACCUGCGGACGCUGAACCCUAAGCUCGGCUACGCCUACGUGGAGGAGCGCGUGUCGGACGGCACGGUGUGGUGCUCGCGGGCGCUUCCGCAAAACCGCGAAAUCUUCAUGAGCGGCGGCGGCGGCGAGUUGACGCUGUGCCUGUACAAGUACCCCCCCGAGCGUACCUUGAAGGAUGGCGAUGGGCAAGAGCGUGGUGUAGCAGGCGCGGUGCAGGAGCUGAACAAGGCAAAGGUAGGGGAUCAGCCGAUUAAUGCGUUGGACUGGAACCGAUCGAAGGAGGGUCUUGCCGUGUGCUCGUCGUUUGAUCAGAGCAUUCGUGUCAUGCUCGUGACGAAGUUGGGACUGCUGUCGUGA
Messenger RNA from Leptomonas pyrrhocoris, 1208 nucleotides. RefSeq lists its product as hypothetical. Lineage: Eukaryota; Euglenozoa; Kinetoplastea; Trypanosomatida; Trypanosomatidae. Gene Ontology annotation, molecular function: ubiquitin binding. The coding region runs from base 24 to 1208 and encodes 394 amino acids. The transcript has a single exon. The record is from RefSeq and is a predicted model, not a curated record.